Molecule: messenger RNA, 2423 nt
Organism: Priapulus caudatus
Lineage: Eukaryota; Metazoa; Priapulida; Priapulimorpha; Priapulimorphida; Priapulidae
Product: protein TRC8 homolog
Exons: 2
Coding region: 56-1684 (542 amino acids)
Biological process (GO): ERAD pathway
Cellular component (GO): endoplasmic reticulum; endomembrane system
Molecular function (GO): ubiquitin protein ligase activity
Source: RefSeq, a predicted model, not a curated record
UGCAGGAUUUCACGAGAUAUCUCAGGCGGGAGUAGCAUGUGCCAUAGCGUUCUUGAUGUUUCUACUAGAGAUAACUCAACUGUUGGAAGCUUACAUGUGGAUCAUAAGCAUCGGUAUUCUGCUCGCAUCUUUCUGGACAAACUACAUGUACGUAUCGCACGAAGUCGCUCACAUCGACGAGAAAUUCAGUUGGAACAUCUCCUCGGACUCGGCCGGAAUAAUCGCGAGUGUCGUCUUCGUCCAGGUCGCGCUGGCGUGCGUCCUGCUGCACAUACGACAAAACUUUGGCCUGCCAAAGCUAGCUGUGAUAGCGUCGUUCAUCCUACCCGUGCAGCUGCGUCUGCUGCUCGUGCCGGCGAACGUGCUGCUGUUUGCGCCGCUCGCCGCGCUGCUCCUGCCGUCGCUCUACCUGGCGCUGCUGCUCAUCGUCGAGAUCGUCUGCUACGCGACGUACAUCCGCGGUAUCGUCAACUGGUCGCGCUACGCGAUGCGCAACUACGGCCUGCAGGCGUUCGUCGAGAACCAGUGGAGCCGGCUGCAGGUGCCGCACGUGCUGCGCGUCUUCUGGCUGACGCGGCUGCUCGAGCAGGGCAUCUACGUCGUCGCCGAGCUGCUGCACAUCGACGGCGGCGGCGCGGCGUCGUGGUGGCUCGGCGUCGACGACGUCGUCGCCGUCGCGAAGCUGCUUCUCGUGCGCGGCUGCGAGACGGUGGUGGCGCUGCUCGGCAUGACGUCGGUCGUCUCGCGCAUCGCCUACUACGGCGGCUGCCUCGUGCAGCUGCUGCUCGAUUCCGACGAGCAGGAGGACCAGAGCAUCGGCACCGUGUCGGCGGUGCUCUUCUUCAUCCUCGCGCUGCAGACGGGGCUGGUGGGACUCGAGCCGGAGAAGCGGCUGCAGCGGCUCUACCGCAACAUGUGCCUGCUCGCGACCGCGCUCAUGCACUUCUUCCACAACCUUGUGCACCCGCUGCUGAUGUCGCUGAGCGCGUCGCGCGUGCGCUCGCUGCCGCGGCACGGACGCGCGCUCGCCGUCUGCGCGCUGCUCAUCGUCGUGCCGUCGUGCUUCCUCGGCUACCUGUGGCGCAGCCACCACCUUGGCACGUGGCUGCUCGCCGUGUCCGCGUUCUGCGUCGAGCUCAUCAUCAAGGUCGUCGUCUCGCUGCUCGUCUACGCGCUGUUCAUCGUCGACGCGCACCGUGAGGACUUCUGGGAGGGACUCGAUGACUAUGUGUACUACAUUCGCGCGGCUGGCAGCACGAUUGAGUUCAUGUUCGGCAUCUUCCUCUUCUGCAACGGCGCGUGGAUUCUGCUGUUUGAGAGCGGUGGCGCGAUACGCGCCGUCAUGAUGUGCAUUCACGCCUACUUCAACAUCUGGGUGCAGGCGAAGGAGGGCUGGCGGACGUUCAUGCAGCGGCGUACGGCCGCGCACAAGAUCCGCUCGUUGCCGGCAGCGACCGCCGCGCAGCUGCUCGUUCUCAACGACGUCUGCUCGAUCUGCUACCAGGAGCUGCAGAGCGCGUGCAUCACGCAGUGCAACCACUACUUCCACGGCGUGUGCCUGCGCAAGUGGCUCUACGUGCAGGACAACUGCCCGCUGUGCCACGGGACGAUAUACCGGUCGGACGACGUUGUGUCGGACGCCCCCGCCGUCGACCAGCUACCCGAUCACGAACACCAGGAGUGACGGCCGCGGCGCCUGUAGGUGGCAGCACGGGCACGCCAUGGCGACGCGUGGCGUGACGGGAGUGGUACGAGCUCAGUAGAGUCAGUACAGCUUCGUCGAGUGGGGGACGUGGCCGCACGCGUGUGCGUAGAAUCACGACAGCUGUAACCCAUCAUCCGAAUGCUGUUUUCGUGAAGAGAUUCGUAGCGAAGCUUUGCCGUGUGCACCAGGGGCGAAACAAUAAGAUAUAAGUAUGAUCUUAACACGUGAUAGAUGCGGAUUUCUGUUGUUGGAGCCGUGAUGUGAAUGUGUUUCAUUACAUGUGUCGAGUUCGGUUUGAGAUGAAUUUGAACCGAUUGUAGUCUGCGUUUUUGCUAUUCCUCUGAGGUUCAAAUGGACUAUUAUUUAUUUGGUUGAUUCUCUUCCCAUUCUCUGCUUGUUAGGAGAAGAAAGUACUUGUGCUAUACAGUGGAAUAUGACGUGUUGAUGUUCAGCUUGAGCGUUUGAGGCAGUUACAAAGUGCAUAAUAUAUAAAUCAGGAAGAAAAAUGUUAUAUUGUUUUUGACAAACUAGUUAUACUUUUCUUGUUUUCUUAUUCAGAAUAAUAAGACACCUUAGUGAUACUGUAUUGUGUGAUUCGGCUUUAAUGAAAAUCUUUAUUCUAUAAACCAUAUAUAUUUAUACCAGCUACUUAUAUUCUACUGCAUAAUUUAUUCUUUUUGUGUUCCACAUAAAAGUAUUAUAUGUGCUUUCAACUUUC